This is a messenger RNA of Cannabis sativa, 3196 nucleotides long. RefSeq names its product beta-glucosidase 46. Lineage: Eukaryota; Viridiplantae; Streptophyta; Magnoliopsida; Rosales; Cannabaceae. Gene Ontology annotation, cellular component: membrane. The coding region runs from base 146 to 2992 and encodes 948 amino acids. Gene Ontology annotation, molecular function: transmembrane transporter activity; beta-glucosidase activity. The record is from RefSeq and is a predicted model, not a curated record. Gene Ontology annotation, biological process: carbohydrate metabolic process; transmembrane transport. The transcript has 16 exons.
AUAAACCUCUCAGGCCUCCACCUCCUCUUCCUCAGCUAAAGCCGUUUCAAGAUUCCCUCACUUCUCUCUUUCAAGACUAUACCUUUUCUUCACUCUCUUUAACAACACAAACUCCAUUAAAACACCUCUCUUUCUAACUCCAUUAAUGAUGUCUUCUGUAAAGCUUACACCUUCAUCGUUCACGUCCUCUGAUAUAUUGACACGAAAGUUUUCAGUCCCAAAGAUCAAAACUUUUUCAUUGCCCAUUAUUCAAAAUGCCCAACUAAGCUUGAACCCCUUGGUUUCUUCUCAAAAACCCAUUUAUAUCUCUUCCGUUGAGAAUUUCUCAUUGUUGCCUAAAACCCAGAAGCGCGCGGCGGCUACUGAGUGUAAGGCCUACGAGGCUGAUCGGUCAGUGCCUUUGGAAAUCAACAUCGAGUUGCCAGAUCAGCAGGCUGGUCAGAAAUACAAGAUUGGUCUAUAUUUUGCCACUUGGUGGGCUUUGAAUGUGGUUUUCAAUAUAUAUAACAAGAAAGUUUUGAAUGCUUUUCCCUAUCCAUGGCUCACUUCCUUGCUAUCAUUAGCCGCUGGUUCUCUAAUGAUGCUUAUCUCUUGGGCCACUAGAAUUGCCGAAGCCCCAAAAACAGAUUUAGACUUUUGGAAGACCCUUUUCCCGGUUGCUGUGGCACAUACAAUUGGGCAUGUUGCGGCUACAGUGAGUAUGUCCAAAGUUGCAGUUUCAUUCACUCAUAUCAUUAAGAGUAGUGAACCAGCUUUCAGUGUUUUGGUGUCAAGGUUUCUAUUAGGUGAAAUGUUUCCCAUGCCUGUCUACUUGUCACUAGUGCCAAUAAUCGGUGGUUGUGCCCUUGCUGCUGUAACUGAGCUCAAUUUCAACUUAGUUGGGUUUAUGGGGGCAAUGAUCUCAAACUUGGCAUUUGUGUUUAGAAACAUAUUCUCAAAGAAAGGGAUGAAAGGAAAAUCUGUUAGUGGGAUGAACUACUACGCUUGUUUAUCAAUGUUGUCUCUAUUGAUUCUAACACCCUUUGCCAUUGCUGUUGAGGGUCCUAAGAUGUGGGCUGCUGGUUGGAACCAAGCUCUUUCACAGAUUGGUCCUCAUUUCGUAUGGUGGGUGGCAGCUCAGAGCAUAUUCUACCACUUGUACAACCAAGUUUCAUACAUGUCACUAGACCAGAUAUCUCCUUUAACUUUUAGUGUAGGGAACACAAUGAAACGAGUAUCUGUGAUAGUUUCAUCCAUCAUCAUCUUCCACACCCCUGUUCAACCCAUCAAUGCACUUGGAGCUGCCAUAGCAAUCUUUGGCACCUUCCUAUACUCACAGAUGACAACAAAUCUGACUACUGCUCAUUCUGUUUCGCUAUUUAUGAACAUUUUAAUAUCUAACCAUUAUGCAUUGCCAUUUGGCUCUCUCUUAAAAUCUUCUCUCUUCAUACAAACAAUAAUAUAUAUAUACAUGGAGGUUUUGGUGUUACUUAGACUUUUUGUAUGCUUUUCCACCAUACUCAUGGCCUCCUGCAAUUCCACAAGCUCACUUUCCUCAUUCCCUAAUAAUACCUUCCUCUUUGGAACUGCUUCUUCUUCAUAUCAGUACGAAGGAGCUUAUUUGAGUGAUGGUAAAGGCCUUAGUAACUGGGAUGUUUUCACACAUAAGAAUGGUACUAUCAUUGAUGGAACUACUGGAGAUAUCGCUGUUGAUCAAUACCAUCUUUAUGAGGAAGAUUUGAAUCUGAUGAAUUAUGUUGGAGUGAAUAGCUACCGUUUGUCUAUAUCAUGGGCAAGAAUUUUACCCAAAGGAAGAUUUGGACAAAUAAAUUGGGCUGGGAUUGAUUAUUACAACAGACUCAUUGACUCUCUUCAACACAGAGGGAUCGAACCUUUUGUGACUUUGACUCACUACGACAUUCCUCAAGAGCUUGAAGAAAGAUAUGGAGCUUGGUUGAGUUCACAAGUACAGGAAGAUUUCAAAUACUAUGCGGACAUAUGUUUUAGAACAUUUGGGGACAGAGUAAAGUACUGGGCGACCUUCAAUGAACCCAAUGUUGCAGUAAUCAGAGGCUACAGAUCAGGGAUUUUUCCACCAUGUCGUUGCUCUGCCUCCUUUGGGAAUUGCACCAAUGGAGAUUCUGAGAAAGAACCUUUGAUUGCUGCUCAUAAUGUUAUCUUGUCUCAUGCGGCUGCUGUUGAUUUAUACCGAACCAAGUAUCAGAAAAUCCAAGAAGGAAGCAUUGGGAUUGUUAUAAAUGCUUUAUGGUAUGAGGCUUUCAGCAACUCAUCUGAAGACAAACUAGCUGUUAAUAGAGCUAUAUCUUUCUAUAUGAACUGGUUCUUAGACCCCAUUAUACAUGGGAAAUAUCCUGAAGAGAUGAGAGAAAUUCUGGGGUUGGAUUUGCCUGUUUUUUCAAAAUAUGAAAUGGAGAAGCUUAAGAAAGGAAUAGACUUUAUAGGUGUAAACCACUACACUAGUUUCUACAUAAAAGAUUGUAAGUAUUCUGAGUGUGAAGUAGGACCAGGAAAUUCAAAGACAGAAGGUUUGGCAUUACGAACUCCUCAAAAGUAUGGUUCUUUUAUUGGACAAGAAACUGAAGUUGACUGGAUAUAUGUUUAUCCUCAAGGAUUGGAAAAUAUUAUUAUGUACAUAAAAGAAAGGUACAACAACAUACCUAUGUUCAUCACAGAAAACGGUUAUGGUUACAAGGACAAACCCAAUUUAAAUGUAGAAGAUUCAUUAAAUGAUGUUGAAAGAGUGGAGUACAUGGCAUCCUACUUAAGUGCUUUAGCCUCUACAAUUAGAAAAGGAGCUGAUGUAAGAGGCUACUUUGCAUGGUCUUUGCUUGACAAUUUUGAGUGGAGAGAUGGAUACAGUGUACGUUUUGGACUCUAUCAUGUUGAUUUUGGCACUCUAACUAGAAGACCAAGAUUUUCAGCUAUUUGGUACAGAGAUUUCAUUGCUAGUAAAAUGAAUAAAAAUUCAAGUGCUCAACUUUAUUCAAUGUAGCAUAUGUAAAAAUGUUACCUCAAUAACAGUCCUACUGUUUUUUCCCUUUAAUCAUCUUAGUGUCAUUGAGUAGUUUCUAGCUCUUCCUCUUUAUUUCUUUAUAUAUAUGUAGUAUAGUAUGUUUGGCUUGGAAGUUGGAAAAUAUGAAAUGAAUGACAAUCAUUGACAAAAGGAUUGAUGGAAGAGAUUGUUAUAUGGUAUUAG